Molecule: messenger RNA, 7032 nt
Organism: Corythoichthys intestinalis (scribbled pipefish)
Lineage: Eukaryota; Metazoa; Chordata; Actinopteri; Syngnathiformes; Syngnathidae
Product: zinc finger protein 462-like
Exons: 12
Coding region: 17-6880 (2287 amino acids)
Molecular function (GO): DNA-binding transcription factor activity, RNA polymerase II-specific; RNA polymerase II cis-regulatory region sequence-specific DNA binding
Source: RefSeq, a predicted model, not a curated record
UACAACAGCACUCAAGAUGGUUGUAUCUUGUUGGGUCCGUGGAUGUGUGAACAGAGCAGAUGGGACGAAGAAAAUUGGAUUGUACUCCAUUCCAAAGGUCAGACAACAUGAAGGGGAUUUCACUAAAUCGCUCACAGAGGAACGUCGUCGUCUCUGGUUGGCAAAUAUUAAGAGGAAAGAUGAACCCUCGAAACAUGUCAGGGUCUGCUCGGACCACUUCAUUACAGGUCGCCCUGCUAACAUGUACGACCGAACAAAUCCUGACUGGGCGCCAACAUUGAAACUCGAGGAGAUGACUCCUACCGAAUCUCUGAAAAAGCAUGCUGAGCUUGAGAGAAAGCAAAACAGAUUUCAGAGAACAGCAAAAAGGCAGGAAGCAAAGAUGAGGAACGAUGUAGCCAGUGCUCUUCUUCACCUCCAGGACAGCUGCCAGCACACCCCCGUGGACAUUGUACAACCAGCGUCUCCUGAAGGUCUAGCCGAUACUGAUGGCGCUGAAGCAUCCACCAGCUCCAUCGUCCAAGUGACUCAAGUCCAAGUAGACAGUGAAGUCCAGAGACUCUUAUCAGAGAACAUGACAUUACGGGCAGAGCUGGGAUCUUUGCUGUUGACACAGGAUGGCUUUAAAGGUUGCACCACUGCAAUGACCUCCUACAACGGGGUGCAAAAAGAAGACGCUGAUGACGCCAUGCAUAACCAAUCUGCCCAUCAAGGGCAACCCAGCCAGUCACUCCAGUGUGGCCACUGUCCGCUCCAUUUCAAGUCCGAGGUCUUUCUGUUGGAACACCUCGGUCACGAUCAUGGCUCUGAUCCUGAUUUAAAUAACCACGCCGGGAAAGACUCUUGUCAAAGCACCCCAGCAAUCCCGCUUGCAGAUCAUCAAACCGACCUUUUGGAGGUUUUAAACCACCUUGAAGAUGGCAAGAACUUGGAAGAUUUAACUAAAAAGCCAGAGCGAGAUGUCAUUACCAUGUCUGCCAACCACUGUGAUGAAGAAAAGGAGAAAGAUAAUAUGAUGGAGGUGGAGUUAUUUUCUACCGCAAGAGAGACUCUUGACACAUCCAAGGAUCUGAAGACGUACAAGAAGCCGCAACAGGCCUUCGUCAGCAAGUGCUCCACUGUAACCGACAGUCAAAGAGAGAAUGCGUCAGACGACAAAUCGGACCACAAGUCUGAUGACGAUUCCGACAAACUUGCCCAUUACCAGUCCACCAUUGACAUCUGUAGCAACCGGAAUUUCUUUAAUUUAAAGGAGGACCACCUCUACCAUGCUGCUCUGGCACGACCCAUCUUUCCAGCAUCUGCCUUGGAGGGUAAAAGAACCUCCAAUGCGGAAAAGAUGACAUUAGAAUCAACGGAUAAGAAAGAUCUUUCCUUUGAAGUAAGCGAAGACGAUGAAGACAAGCGGGUGGGCUCCUUGACCUUCACGUGCAAGCACUGCAACUACCAAGACGACAGCCUCAAACACAUGUCUGCUCAUUACUAUAAGACCCACCCAUACAUACGCCACAACUCUGCCUACAUCCAGGACACCAAUGAUCAGAGCGCCACCUUCCGGUGUCUCGUGUGUCCUGUCGAGUUCCCGAACGAAGACGAACUCAGGAAGCACCACGGCGACAAGCAUUCAGGCUUUCCCGAUAUUUUCACCCUUGGGCGACACCAAAACAACCUGGCAUUUAAAUGUUUCACCUGUGCAUUUACCACCAAUGCUUUGAACAUGCUCAAAGAGCACUACAAAGACAUGCAUCCUGCAGAAAAGCUGCUAAAUGGGCUGUGGUUCCUCAAGUACGUUUUGACGCCAUGCCAAGAAGAUGCGUCACCAGUUAAGAGCCUCGGUUUGGACAAAACUGAACCAAAUGUAACUCUGUACCAAUGCAACAGCUGCUCGUUUCACCAUAAGUCUGUCAUAGUCUUGCAAGUUCAUUACCAAAAAAAUCAUCCAGAAGAAGCAGUCACCAUUGACAAGAUAAAACGACAGGCUGGUGUUUUGCUGAAAAAGACCCCAGAACGUCCAAGCUCUGAGGUGCAGACAAAAACCCCAGACAACAUUCCAAUCUUAAAAAUUAAGUCGGAAUCGCCUACACCCGAGAAAGCAAAAGAAGGCUUCCAAGUUCAGACGAAAAACCAGGAGCAAGUUAAGAUCAGUGAAGCAAAAUCAGAAUCUCCUAUACGUGAGAGAGUCAGAGAGAGCCCAGAAGCUCAAACAAAAACCAAGGACAAAGUUAAGAUCCCAAAAGCAAAAUCCGAAUUGUCUGUACCACAGAAAGUCAUAAAAAGUACCGAAGUUGAUACGAAAAUCAAGGAAAAAGUUAAGAUCUCAGAAACUACGUCAAAGCCUCGUAAGCUAAAGAAUGAGUCACCAGAGGAACUAAACAAGGGAUUUGAUUCAAUCCUUGAAUACAUGCAUAAAGCCGAGGAGCAUGUCCAGAAUCCAGUGGAAAGAAUGACCUCAUCAAUUUUGAAUACAAUUCCAGAUGAAGAACUAAAGCCACAACACAAAUCGAAAACUUCAAAUAUUUAUGCGAGACCUGAGAAUUUGUACUUCUGUUUUAAGUGCAAUUAUGGGAACCCCACCAUCAAAGGAAUGAUGGUCCACCAGUUUAGAACUCACAAUAAACUCCGCACCACCAGCGAACAAAUCGUGGAGUACACGACUGCGAUUCACAAUAAGUUGCAAAAUGCAACGGCUCACACUGAGAAUGAAUCUUUUUGUCCCUUGUUACCACUUCCCAUCUUAAAUGAGGGUGAUGAGCACACUUUCUUUUGCCACUUCUGCCACUACCGGCGGAGCACAGUCUCCAAGGUGGUCCAGCACUACAUCAUGAGACACAGUGAUGCCGUUGCCACGCCCAAAGAGAUCCAAGCGUACACAUUUAGGACGUUGGAGUUGUUGCAGAAGAAGGAUGUUUGUCAGACAGUUCAACAUAAGAAGACAAAAAACAAACAACAUGCCCCUGAGAAGUUCCAGAGCCUCCAGUGCAAGAGAUGCCUUUACAAAACCCACAACCCAAACCUUUUCCGGAUACACAUACGCAAAUGCCACCAAGGAAAUAACUCCAGUUCGGGGAUUUUAAAGGUGUCCCUGAAGCAAGGUAAGGCACAGUCUGGCUACCAGUGUGAUUUGUGUUCAUUCUCCCACAAAAAGUCCACCACCCUGUACAAACACUAUCUCCAGGAGCACCCCGAGAGCAGAUCCAGCCUGGAUUUUAUCACCGCUCGCUUAAAUGAAGGCCACAAAAACUCUCUUAAAAAGAAAAGGCAAGACCUAACCGAUGGGAAUGAAAGUGACACCAGCGGGCAAAGUGACACCAAGAUCUAUUCAUGCCGGGCGUGUUCUUUCAAAGGGAGCUCAGUGUCGGGCAUUACGGACCACUACCGCGCUGUACACCCCUGGUGUGUGAAGGAAGAUGGCUCGGUGCCUGGUGUGGGCAGCCGGAAGAAGCAGAGCACGAGCAAGAGUGACAACUGUUUCGACGACUACCAGAUCCCACUCGAAUCACCUAGAAUGUCCCCUGAACGCACCAAAUCAGCCCCGACCCGGGAGAAAGGCAACGCCGCUUCCAAAAAAUCAAGACACUGUGUUGACAUGGGAGAAGAAACCCCUGUGCAUGUCUUCAAGUGUCCAUACUGCACUUACGUGAACACCAAGCAUCAGGGGGUCCUCACGCACUGCCAGAUGAGGCACUCUACUCUCCAGUCUCAAGCCGACAGCCUUUAUGUGGAUCGGGCGCACUUGCACGACUGGGAAAUGAAGCAGAGGGGCCAGGAAGGUGACGGGCCCUCACACUUUCGGGGUUAUAUGUGUGAAUUCUGCCCGCAGACCCACCAGACGAGAGAGAAGCUAAGAAAACACAGUGAGAAGGCCCACGGCGAGACUGCGCCCGACGCCACGGCCGUGACUUAUGCCAAGAAAAUGCACAUUAAGAUUUCCAAAAGUGUCCCAUACAAAAUCAAAAUGACACUCUUCAGGUGUCAACAGUGCACAUACAGCUGCAGCAACAAAAUAGAGUUCGGUCGUCACAUGCGCUUGAAACACAUGAGCGCUGCUUUUCAGGAUUGUCGCUACAGUUGCGUCUUGUGUUCCAAUUCUUACUACAAGAAGAAACGCCUUGGGGUCCAUUACAAGGAUAAGCACGGACAAAACGCCUACCUGAAACACUUUGUACCACUCUACGAGCAGGUCCCUGAUACUCCACCGGAACCUGAAGACAAGUCUGCAACCAAAAGACUAGUCUACAAAUGUCCCCUUUGCCCCUAUGUGAACUCGCGCAAGCAUGGCAUGGCCACACACUGCCAAAUGAUGCAUCCCGACCUUACUGUCCGGAUGGAAGAGUUCGAUCGGGAGGAGCUUGUCUUCAGGUGCAAUUACCAGGCGGGUACCAACAAUAAGCGGGGCUACCAGUGCCACGUGUGCUUGGGGAUUUAUGUGUCUCUUAAGAAACUUGCUAUUCACCGUGCCAAUAGACACGGCGGGUCUUCUAAACAAAAAAAGGAAACGCCCGCCUCCGAAGAACUAAAUGCUGAGAGAACGCCGUCGGAGGCUGCUUCUGUGAUUAAUGCAAAACCCGAAGGCAAACUGUCUAAAAAGACAGGGGUCACACGCUACUGUUUGUUCAAGUGUGUGCUGUGUUCUUAUUCGUCGGUCGUCCGGAACCGUCUGGCUGUACAUUACACCAAACGGCACGGAAAGACAGCCUUCCUCAAACAUUUUGCCCCGCUGUACCCUCCCAAAAUCAAAAAGAAGGUGCCGUUGCCACAAGCACUCAUCUCUGAACAGCAGGAAAACACUCCGGCGGGUGAACAGGAAAUAAUCUACCGAUGCCAAUUGUGCGAGUACAAAACUUGGGCACGCCGCUACCUGACAUAUCACUACAAUAAAACCCACCAACUGGACGCAGGCACCAGAGAUAAGCUGCUGAUUGCAUACAAUAAACGCAAAAGAACCCCUUCUCAGAAUAUCCCUUCAGAGUCUGAGCAAACCCUGCAAGGCACGGGGCAGACGGCCCCGAUUGGAUGCAAGAAAUGCCCGGACCUUACGUUCGACUCCCUGCAGCUGCUGCUUGCCCACUACUGUGCCGUCCACCGCUCCAAUCAGCGCUUGGACUUCACCGUGAUCCACCCAGCAGGACGCACCACAGGCCAGUACCGCUGUACACGCUGCUGCAAAUUACUGAACGGGAUCAGCAAGUUGUGGCGCCACCUAGAUCGGCAUCGGGAGAAGAGUUUGACUAAGAUUGCAGCCAAAAUUAAGAAGGCUAUGCUGCCCAGGUUAAAGACGUGGAAGUCGCAGUCUCUGGAGAUGACGCCAAAUGAGCAUUUGGACUGUACAGCGUCGCGAGAAGAAGGUUCCCCAUUGAAAUGCGGCAUCUCUGUGUCGCCUCAGAAGGCGGGCGAUCAUGAGCAGGUGGACCCAGAGUCUCUAAUAGAGACUCAUGCUUGUGGCCAGUGCCAGCGCACUUUUAAGUCUCGCAAUGGUCUGAGGACGCACAAGCGCAGCCACGAGGCGCUGGCGGCCAUCAAGAAGCUGCCUGCAUCGUUGUCACAGCUCAACCUGAACAAGUAUCUUCUCCACAAGCCUGGGACUAUCCGGCCUUUCCAGUGCUCUAUUUGCUUCUAUCGUACCAACCUGAUGGGCCUUUUUACCAACCAUUUGCUGAAAAAUCACCUUGAUAUCGUCAUUGAAACCUGUGACAAAAAGGAGGAGACCGAAGUGACACCCAGUGCAGACACAGACGCUCAACUUCAGGUCCCCAUCGUCAGUGUGGCAGAAACCAAUGAAGGCCGUACCAAAGACUGGUAUCUGGAGCCCCCGGAAGUCCGCCGGCAGCUAAACCACCUGAGCCAGAUGGCUCAGAACGGCGCUAGCGCUUCACCGGCCAGCAAGCAAGACCAUAGCGGUGGACCGUUCCAAUGCGAGAGCUGCUCAUUCCUUUCUCAGGAUCUUCCCACCAUGCGUCGACACUACCUCAAUCGGCACAGCAGGAAGAUGUUGACGUGCAAAGAUUGUCAUUUCUUCACCGGAUUAAAGAAAGCCAUGAAGGUGCACAUUGACAUGGAUCAUUCCACGGUGCAGAAAGAAGCGCCUUCAAAAGACGGCCUGAGCUGCUGCCCCUUCUGCCUCUACCAGACCAAAAAUAAAAACAACAUGAUCGACCACGUCAUGCUGCAUCGGGAGGAGCGCGUGGUUCCUGUAGAAGUGCGGCGGCCCAAGUUGUCCCGCUACCUGCAAGGCCUGGUCUUCCGCUGCCACGUGUGCACGUACACAAGCGCCAGCGCCGACAACCUGCGCUCUCACGCCGCCAAGCACGCGCGCCUCAAUCCCUACCGAUGUCGCCUCUGCUACUUCGACUGCACUCGGCUGGACCAACUGGAGGCCCACUUGUGCUCCAUGCAUCAGGUGAUGAGGAACUACGAGCUUGUGGGGCAGGUGUGCCUGGAACAACUUGAGCAGAUGCAGCUCAUCCAGACACCGGAAGAUGACGUGGAUGAGGAGGAACACAUUUCCAAACCAGAAAACAAGGAAGACUCAUUCACCCAUGAGAGUGAAACGGACGUCGAGAAGUCCCAAACGGAUUUACAGCUCAUGCCGAGAAAUUGCGAAGAAAAGCCAAACGGCGAGCCCCUCGUCUAUCGGGAUGAAGAGAGCGGUGUGGUCUUCUCGGAAAUCUCCGGAAAAGUAGCUGAGAAGAAAUACAAAAGGAAGCUUAGUGAAGGGUUCGAAGAGGAUGGCAAACGGAGGGAAAAAUUGAUUAAGAUGGAGGAAAUGGGCACGAAGUCUCGGCUUAAAGGUGAUGACAAAGUCCUUUCUUGUGACUUGUGUGGCCGAAACUUCCAAAGUGGAGCAGAGCUGCAGUGCCACGCCUCCCGUCACGGAAUGUAGGAGACAACACUAGCAACACAUUUAAGACUCUUUGCCUUGAACAAGAAAAAGACAUUUUCUACAUUUUAAAGAUUUUCUAAAGGAACACUGUUUGUUACAUUGUUUUGCUUUGUUCUGAUAGUAAAUAAAGCUUUUUUUUAAAAAAAAAAAAG